CUCCGGUCUCCACCUUUUCCCUCCAUUCUUGUCGACUGAAAUAGACAUCGUCCUAAUGGAUGCCUGGAAACAAGGCCUAAAGAAGGCCUGGUGGUAACUUUCCUUUCCCCAGUGGUUUCCUGGAAACAAGGCCUAAAGAAGCGCCCUUCACCUGCUCCUUGCAUAUGGAUGCCUCAGUCGCCCUUCUCACUCCCCAUUUCAUUCCUCUUCUGCUCCUUCUUUUCUCUCGGACCCACUCGCUGUUCUUUAGAAGGGUUUUCAAAAGACAAGUUUUGCCUAAAGACUGACAGGUUUCUUGAUUUGGUCCUGAGUUGAAGCUCACAUGGCGACAAGCAAUCCAGUAGUUGUGGAUGAAAAUAGCCUCCAGCCCUUUUUUGUUCUGCACAAGGCAUCACAGCCACCACGCAAGACUUCUGGAAAAACCAAAAGAAGGAUUGACUUAUCACCUCUAGAUCCCCACAAAUCCAACAAUGGCUCUGUGGAAGAUUUGGAUUGUUUUGGAAUGCGCUUGCAGACUUUCCAUUUCUUUUGGUCCAAAAUCGAAGUUGUUACUAAGGAUGUGUUGAGAGAGAUCAAUGGCGAUGUUUUUGAUAAGAUAGGUUGCUGGAUACGCGAGUCGUUUGAUGCUAUUUCAUCAUGCAAAGUAUCUGAUCUCUCGCAGGCAACAAAUUCAUAUCCUCUUCUACUUCCAGCCAGUCAUCUUACUUUGUCUAAGCAACUCUUUACUGGUCUUGUUUGUACUAAAAAUAUGGAGUUUGUUGAUGAUAUUCCCACAUUUACGGAGCUCGCGCAACAUCUGAAGUCUUGCGGAUGCCAUGUAGCUAAUCUUUCAUCCUUGGACUUUUAUGAGAAGAAUGGAAUAAGUAAUUGUCUCAGAAAUUUGUUGCGGCAGUUUCUAACGGGUAGCACCGAUGCUGCUGAUAUUUCUAGCUUAGCUUCAUGGUAUCAUGAACAAGAUAGAUACGAAAACCCUAUUAUUGUGAUUAUUGAGGGUAUAGAGAGGUGCUGUGAGUCUGUCCUGUCUGAUUUCAUCACUCUAUUAAGUGAAUGGACUGUUAAACUUCCUAUAAUCCUGAUAAUGGGAGUCACAACCAUUGUUGAUGCACUGAGAGAUAUAUUGCCUUCAAGCACACUUCAGUAUCUGUCACCUUCUAAAUUUGUGUUGGAAUCACCAACUGAGAGGAUGGAUGCAGUCAUCGAGUCUGUCCUUGUUAAAUAUGGUACUUGUUUCUGCUUGGGCCAUGAGGUAGCAACUUUCCUCAGAAACUACUUCUUAAGGGAAGACGGAACACUUACAUCAUUUAUUAGAGCCUUCAAGAUGGCCUGUGCCCAGCAUUUCAUCUUAUAUCCAUCAGGCCUUGCAAUUUCUGGGUUACUAGAGAAUAAAUACUCUCAUGACCUGAGCUAUGGUACUAUUGCUUCACUCCAAGGAAGUAUAGUCAAGCAGGCCUUUGGUCUUCCAUCUCAGCUUAGGAAUAAUCAAGUUGAACCAGAUGGAGAUAUAUUCCAUGAUCUGACAGAAAUACAGAGGCAUUGGCAUCUAUGGAGCUCUUUGGUUAUGUGCAUUUAUGAAGCUGCAAAGUAUCAGAAAACUACAUUGUUGGAUUUAUACUGUGAGGUUCUUGAUCCUCAGCUGUACAAGACUGAGGCUUCUGGUGAUCAGGUUGCAUCCAGAUACAGUGGUAGCCUGUGUUCAAAAAGUCACUGUUUAUUGGGAAAGCAUCCUUCCUUGGAAAUGUGCGGUUCCAUUUGUCAGGCAGCCCGUGGACUAAGGGAUUUACCAGCUAAGGAGUUGUGGCAGUUGCUGAUGAAAUGGAGUGAACUGACCAAUGGCACAAGUGAGGUCCAUGAGAAAAUAAAGGAGUUGCAAUCUUUGGCACGGUCUGAGGACAGGAUGCAUUUGUCUAUGCAGCCAAUGGACAUGUCCAAUAUACAUACAACUCGUGGCAACUUAAUUUCAGGAAAGGAUAUGGCCAAACUGAGUGAACAAGCUGCAAGAUUGGCCGGUUGUAUGGUGUGGGAAUACAUGGAGCCAAUUGAGUGUAUUCCUUUGCAUGAAGUUAUCUGCUUCAAGAAUGUUGACAAACUUCAAUCAGCCUUGAUUGGAGACCCUAGGACAAGAAUUCAAAUUGAUCUGUUGGAGUCUCAGAAAUUCCUCAAGUGUAGUUGCUGCAGAGAAAAUGCCUGCAUAUCAUUGCCAUCCAUACAUGAUACCUCAAUAAUAUAUAGCUUAGCUCAAGAACAUGGUGACCUUAUCAAUAUCCAUGACUGGUUUCAAUCUUUUAAAGUGACAAUCUCUAAGUCAGGCAUGAGAACUAAAAGUAGAUUGAAGCAGUCACAGUCACCCUCACCAAAGAAGAGAAAACCUUCGAAUGAACCACAAAAGAUAAGCGAAGCAUCUAUUCAAGCCAGGUUCUGCAGGGCAGUCUCUGAGCUGCAAAUUACAGGAUUGAUAAGGAUGCCUUCAAAGAGACGCCAGGAUUAUGUUCAGCGAGUUGCAUUUGGAUUGUGACAAGGACGCAACUGUUGUGUGCUGAAUCAUACAUUUGAUGAAUAGGAUCUGUAAAUUCUCAUUAUUUUUUUUCUAGAAACGAUAGACGAUUUUAUUAUAUUUGUGUAUGAACCAUACACUUAGUGAGCAAAGGCUCAAUUCUCCUCCAUUGUUGUUCUCUUGCUUUGAUCAUUGCAAGUUUAAGAGCCACUACAUUGUCCAGCAGACUAUUCCCUGCGCUAUAUUCUUUGAGUGCUUACUGAGCUCUCUGAAUAA
Molecule: messenger RNA, 2767 nt
Organism: Coffea eugenioides
Lineage: Eukaryota; Viridiplantae; Streptophyta; Magnoliopsida; Gentianales; Rubiaceae
Product: origin of replication complex subunit 3
Exons: 18
Coding region: 323-2512 (729 amino acids)
Biological process (GO): DNA replication initiation; DNA replication
Cellular component (GO): nuclear origin of replication recognition complex; DNA replication preinitiation complex; nuclear pre-replicative complex
Molecular function (GO): DNA replication origin binding
Source: RefSeq, a predicted model, not a curated record